GAAGCAGUAAUGGAAGGGGUUGGGAUGCAGGGUAUGGAAGAAGCCAUGGCAGCAAGAAAGGAGCCGGCAACAUUCAUCGACUACAUUGAGGAGUAUGGCUUCCUUGUCUUCAUGCUCGCUGUGUUGCUAUAUUUCAUUGUGCGCAAGCUGAAAGAAAGUUACGGUACCAUGAAGUUGGAGGCAAAGCUCAAAUCCAGAGACGACUCCAUGAGGAAGAUAAGAGAACUGCAACAGGCAAGAUAUGAAAUAGAAACUGCCGAAAAACGAAAACACCUUGCUGAAAUUGAGGAAGAGAGAAGAAAACAACAGUUGGAGGAGAUGGAAGCAGCAAGCCAAGGUAGAUCUGCAAAGAAGCCGGAGACAAAGAAGCCCAAGGACACGAGGGACUAUUGGGACAACGCAAGUGGGUUUAGUCAUAUGAACAAUGGGGGGGGAGGCAGAGGAUAUAAACCAUCAUGCCGCCGGCGAGGUGGAUGAGGUUAAUUGGCCGUGGUCGGGAUUUGGUGGGCCACGGCAUAUUUCUUCGCAUGCUUUCAGAUACAUGGAGGGCAAUACCCGCGCAUUGACAGACUUUCUUCAAACGGGACGACUGAGGGAAAGCCUUGAGCGCAAAACUCUGCAAAGCUGCAAAGGAUGAAGGUGGGGUGCAUAACAUCGUCUGUGGUACUACACUUGGUGUGAGAGAAGUGAGAUGGUGGAACGCGACCCUUGUCAUGAUUAGAAUCUCUGAAUAAAACUUAAUCAGCACAG
Molecule: messenger RNA, 750 nt
Organism: Guillardia theta CCMP2712
Lineage: Eukaryota; Cryptophyceae; Pyrenomonadales; Geminigeraceae
Exons: 1
Coding region: 10-477 (155 amino acids)
Source: RefSeq, a predicted model, not a curated record